Mugil cephalus (flathead mullet) is the source of this 2658-nucleotide messenger RNA. RefSeq names its product glycerophosphodiester phosphodiesterase domain containing 1 (gene gdpd1). The transcript is spliced from 11 exons. The coding region runs from base 190 to 1143 and encodes 317 amino acids. Gene Ontology annotation, cellular component: endoplasmic reticulum membrane. The record is from RefSeq and is a predicted model, not a curated record. Gene Ontology annotation, molecular function: phosphoric diester hydrolase activity; phosphatidylcholine lysophospholipase A1 activity. Lineage: Eukaryota; Metazoa; Chordata; Actinopteri; Mugiliformes; Mugilidae. Gene Ontology annotation, biological process: N-acylethanolamine metabolic process; glycerophospholipid catabolic process.
GCGGCCGGUGUCCUGUGUUGUGUUUCAGCUGUGACGUGCGGAGCUGGACACAAGAGAUCAGGUUAAAAUCAGUUGUUUAUCGUCAUAUAGAGUUGUCUCUUGUACAGAGCCGGGUCGUCAAUAACUUGGUCAGCACAAAAGGCGAAAGAAAAACUAGGACAAUUUGAUGACAAAGUUGGCUGACAGGAGAUGUGUGCUGCUGUGUAUGUUCUGUCAACGGUAACGGGCUACGUGCUCACCUCUGCCCUGCUUUUGAAAUGCCCAAAUCUAUUGCACCGGAGGAAGCGAGAGACGUUCAUCAGCAGGCACAUUUCCCACCGAGGAGGGGCAGGUGAAAACCUGGAAAACACCAUGGCAGCUUUCAAGCAUGCUGUGGAUCUUGGCACAGACAUGCUGGAGUUGGAUUGCCACCUGACAAAAGAUGACCAGGUAGUGGUUUCCCAUGAUGCCAACCUGCAGAGGGCCUGUGGCAUCAACGCCAACAUCUCUGACGUUGCCUAUGCUGAACUGCCUCCAUACCUCUGCAAGCUAGGAGUGACUUUUCAGAGGGAGUGUUACUGCGAUGGAGGAGACGACAAACGCAUCCCUCUGCUCAGGGACGUUUUUGAUGCAUUUCCAAACACCCCUGUUAACAUUGACAUCAAGGUCAACAAUGACACGCUCAUCAAAAAGGUCUCUGAGCUGGUCGUUAAAUAUGAGAGAGAGCAUUUGACUGUCUGGGGCAACGCCAGCAACCAGAUUGUCAAAAAAUGUUACAAAGAGAAUCCUCAGAUUCCAGUGUUGUUCAGCCUUCCCAGAGUACUGCAGCUGUUAGGCCUCUUCUACACCGGCCUCCUGCCCUUUGUUCCCCUUAAAGAGCAGUUCCUAGAGAUCCCCAUGCCCUCUAUCAUCACCAAACUGAGAGAUCCUAACAGAUUAAGCAGGAGUCAGCGAUUCAUCACCUGGUUGGCAGACUCUUUACUGAUGAGGAAAGCUCUUUUUGAUCAUUUGACCGCCAGGGGAAUACAGGUGUACAUUUGGGUGCUGAAUGACGAAGAGGACUUCCAGAGAGCGUUCAACCUGGGAGCCACGGGAGUUAUGACAGAUUUUCCCACCAGGCUCAAAGAUUUCAUGGACAGGAAUGGCAUUUCUAAGCCCCAGUGACCUGCCAAAAUCUACCUCACCCCACUUCACCACUGAUUAUGUUUCACCCUGACUGACCUGCCAAACCAGCCCCCCACCCACUUUUACUGCAUGCAUUCCAGCUGGGCUUCUUUCACUGUGUGUUACAGUCAGGAGGGCUCUCCCAGUUCUUCUGUGCCCAGUACUAAAUGAGGAGCCUUCUGUUCUACGGCUUUUUAUUGGUAAUACAAACCACUAUAUUUAUAUCACAUCACAUACCAUACCAACAUUCUUAAAAUUCCCAUAUGGUACCUGCUACAGAUUAGUGUUAACUCUCUUUGUUCCUUUGCUACAGAACUACACACUUGCACAUGCACAACAAUAUCCAUUACUGUAUCACACCUAUUUAAAAUCACAUAAUCUUUAAAAGCCAAUCUAAAGUAUGGGCCGUCAAAUGAUUUGCUUGGAAUGGUUAUUUGUUUUGAAUUUCUACAUACAGACUCUAAGUAUUUUUUACAAAGGUUAUUUCUGUAACCUUUGUUAUAAAAAGCUUAAAAGCUUAAAAGCUUUUUAUUGCUUUUAAGUGACAGUAUUACUGUGUUGUAGGUGAAGUAUUGUACUUCUAAGAACACCAGCAUAUGCAGCUUGAUGUCGGCAUGUUAAUUCACCAGUUCAUCAUUUUGUCAUUGAGCACAUGCAGUAAUAUACUAGCCUAAGCAGUUGUCAAAUACGUCUCUGUAUCAGAUGCCACCACAAAUUAAAUUUGAGUUUUUUUUGGUUUUGAAAGUGAGCAGUGUGACAGCUGAGGUGGGCAUCAGCACUUCUCCUCAUCUAAAGGAAGUUUAGGCAGAACUAGUUAAAUUUACUGUAGUAACCUCUGUUUCUCUUUGCUGUGUUGUGAAGUUUCUUGUUAUCUAGAUUUUUACUUGAAUCAAAUGAUAUGAGUGACAUUUUUUGUCCUCGUUUGCACAAAAAUAAGAAACUUCCUCUUGUGUUUUCCACAUGUGUCUUUGUGAUUGCAAACAGAUAUGAAAUUUAUAUUUAGCAAAUAUUGCCAUUUCCAAUAGUUAAAGUAUUUGAGCGACCCAGUUGAAGGCAGAGAUGCAUUGAAUAAAUGUUUCACUGCACUGGUCUUGAAAUGCAUUAAACAGUGUUCCAGCGAUUCUUCUCUGUAUGAUUCACAGUUUGAUAGACCUUUAAGAUGAUCCAAAUUGCAAAAAUGAAUGUCCUUUGGGUUGAAUGUAAUAUAUGUUGAUUGGUAUUUAAAAGAAAUCAUUUGAUAUACUUUAAGUUGGUUGUAAGGCAUUAUUAGUGCUGUCAGUGAGUUAAAUCUGAACAUGUGAUUAUUUUUUUUACAUUGUUUUCUGAAUUAAUUUAUCAUAUUUCUGAUAUUGUGAAUUUAGAUUAUAUUACCUGACUUUCAUUUUGCAUGCUCAAACAAAGCUGCCAUGUUUGUAAAUGUUCUGUCAGUUGAUUUGCUGAGAGUUUAUUAAAAAGUAAUGUUUUUUUGUUUGUUUUUUUAUCAAUAUCAAUAAACACUAGGUGUGUUGUAAUAUA